This is a messenger RNA of Marchantia polymorpha subsp. ruderalis, 2892 nucleotides long. The record is from the annotation of a GenBank genome assembly. Lineage: Eukaryota; Viridiplantae; Streptophyta; Marchantiopsida; Marchantiales; Marchantiaceae.
CACUUGGAGCAGUUCUUCCCCGUCAAUGCGAUAUCGCCGAGAACAUGAUCGUUGUCGAGGUCAGAGUUUCGGGGCUUCCAGAAGCCAGGAUCGAUUGGGUUGUUCAGAUUCGCAUCAAAAUAUGAGCGCGUCAACAUGUUUCCAUCGCGAAAUCUCGGGCAGAAAUAAAGGAGAGAUUCCGGCUGUGAAUUUGAUCCUCAAAAUGCUGUACCAGAGUGGUAUCGCACAUUGAUGAGUGGGUAUUCAAGCGGCUGAAGCUGGCACAUUUGGCUUAGAGGCAGUCGAUUCCGCAGUCGGAACAAAUGGUACCACGAUGGGCGGCGACAUCCACUUCCACCCUCGAAAAGGCUGCAAGACAAGCUGGAGAACCGAGCAUCGAUCAUUCACAUAGUGUCCACGAUGUCCGAGGCAUUUUGUUUCUCGUAGUGUUCUGUGAGGUCUCUGUGAAUGCUCGUUGAGUCCCUGUGCGCGUUCUAGACUGUUGAUUCUUCCAGAUUUUGUACCACCCAAGCAAAGGAGCAUUGCUAUUCCUGUAACGCGCGUACUCGUUUAUGCAGAGAAGCUGUAACCAUAAUCCAAAAAUUGAUACCAGUUCACGCCGAGGAACUAGAAUUCCUCGAAUUGUUUCAUGUUCUACGGUGUCCACUCGGUCGGCAAAAGGCUUCGGAGGACGAUUUGGGCUCGGCCCAUGCCCGAUAUCUCCGACUCGAUCAAUUCCCACCCACGAUCAAAUCUCCGGUUUUGCGAGAGUCCAGAUCGCUUACAGCGUUCUCAAGAGCUAGUAUCCGAAUCCGAGGAGAGUCGCGAUCGAUUCCGAGCUGAAGAAAUUGCAUCGAGAUAAAAUCCCUGAAAGGUCGUACCUCUUCACUCGUCAAUCCAACGCAAAAUUCUUCACUUUCGAAGCUCGAAGCCCAGCCAUGCUCGACUCCCCUCCCCUCCCCUCUUCGAUCGUAAGAAGCAGCGAAGGAGGUAAAAUCACCGCACGAUGUCAGAGACGGGGUCUCGUGAAAGGAGGUGGAAAAUCUCGUGAAUAUAGAACACGAGAUUGAAGAGUUGAACAAAUCAUAAAUCCGCCGUCAGGAGAUAGACAAUUUCCCGUGAGAAGGAAAAAUGGUGAUCACGACGCCGCACGUGGUGAAGUCGAUCCUGGACCUGAAGCCUUACAAUCGGCUGUUCAAGGCGACGAAAUCGGACGUGACGAUCACGGUGCAGGAGAAGGGCGUGCGGGACAGCUGGAGCAAGAAGUUCCUGGACGUCGAGUGCAUGCAGCGGCGCAUCGCCAUCGGACGGACGCGCACGAACGCGCUGCAGAUCGACGACCGGAAGGUGUCGCGGCUGCACGCCGUGAUCGAGUGCAGCCUGGACGGAGUCUGGAGCUUCACGGACGUGCAGAGCCUGAACGGCUCGACCGUGAACGGCGAGGCGCUGCCGCCCAAGACGGCGCACCUGCUGAAGGACGGGGACGAGAUCUGCAUCGGCAAGAUCCGGUGGCACCUGUGCCACAAGCUGAAAAUCCGGCUGCACUACGUGGCGGACGACCUGCCGAAGGAAGAGAAGCCGCCGCCACCUCGGAAGCUGACCUGGCGGCGGAGCCUGUACUGCAACGGGUGCAUGGGCUACGGCCCGCGGCACAGCUGCACCAUGCGCGUCUCCGUCCUGCGGCGGCUCAUCGUCGACGCCAACCGCAAGUCCAACGUGUACGCCGUGCGCCCCGGCAAGACGCUGCUGCAGAAGGCCGUCAUGAAGCGGAUGAGCUUCUGGUGGCCCAAGAAGGAAAGCGAGUACGCGACCGCCGAGAAACUCGUCGUCCCCCGGCGCUACGAGCCCGACAGCGGCGGCCUCGUGCGCCGCCUGCCCGACUUCGACGACACCGCUCCGCCCUCGCCCGUCCAGUACCCCGUGUUCACCUCCAGCUUAAGCAUUUGACCUUCGGUCUCUUCUUUCCUCUCGAGGUUCGCCAACAUGUGACUGCCGGUCCCUUCUCCUCCGGCCGGCCUUCUCGACACGGGCACCCUCCCUCCCGCCCUCCUCGGGACUUUCCGUUCGGCUUUCUGCAGCCAUCCGUCCCGCUCCGUCCGUUGCUGUGGUGAUCGUGCGACGGCGGGGGUUUAAACCCUAAACCCUGCCCCGUCCCCUUCGUACGUUGCCUUCUCCGUCGGUCCGUCGGGGGGCGACGUGCGUGUACAGCUCCGGGAGCUUCUGCCGGCUGGAUUUGGAAUUCCGGCAGGCAGGGGGUGAAGCCCGUACGUGUGCGGUCGUUAGGAUGGACUCCGUUCCGAUUUACAGUCCGAAGGAAGGGUGACGGUUGUUCGGACCCCUGUUCGUUGGACGUCCCAGUGGCAGGAAAUCGAAGAAUUCAUCGGCAUGUCUGUGUCUCGAUCGACAUCGAAUAUGAGUGCGAGACCUGCCAGACGAUCGACGAUGCCGUGAUUUGUACAAGAUCGGGAGUGCAAGAGAGACAUUGGAAUGAAUGUGUGUCAGCUGAUCGGUGCUCAGUACCCCUGCGAGAGAGCCGGAACCAACGCCCGUCCUGCUGCCAUCUUGGACUCGAGACAUCGGACACCAAUCCAUACCCCCCGAUCUCAGAUACCUCAAGCUCUUCGUCGUAAGCAUCUGCUCGUUUGGCAACCGAGUCGAGGCAGAAGCGUCAGCAGUACCAGUGGCAAACGAAAACUGCAGACUUUGAGUACUUCUAUAGGAUUAGUUUUGGAGGGCAGACGACGCAUAGUGACCGUGGACUUUAAUAAAUGUGAUACACUUGACGUAGAAAUUACAUGCUUGUUGAGGCCUUUUCAGUUCCGACGCCACACAGGUGACCAAUAACCUGGCCCAUGAUCCGGAAGUCCAUUUUGAACAUUGAACUCUUACGUGCAUCCAAAUGAACAGAACCUC